This is a messenger RNA of Oncorhynchus tshawytscha (Chinook salmon), 3471 nucleotides long. RefSeq names its product prostaglandin reductase 3. The record is from RefSeq and is a predicted model, not a curated record. Lineage: Eukaryota; Metazoa; Chordata; Actinopteri; Salmoniformes; Salmonidae. Gene Ontology annotation, cellular component: mitochondrion. The coding region runs from base 327 to 1538 and encodes 403 amino acids. The transcript is spliced from 2 exons. Gene Ontology annotation, molecular function: zinc ion binding; oxidoreductase activity.
UUUCACCUUUACUAGGAAGUGUGUCAUGUCCAGGAAGGGGAGGGACUCCAAAGAAUACAAGCCGCUACAGUGACAGCUGCUACAAGGUUGCGCCGUGCUAUCGCCUAGUUAUCAUCAAGGCAAACAUUCCAAAAGCACGCUAUUGCGUGUCGAUCUUAUGCGACAAAACUGCGCUGGUAAUAUUGUUUUAAUUGCAAUGCAUCAUUGCAUUGGCGUGGCCUACCCUGCUACGUGAAGAAAGCCUAGCAUAGGCUAACGAUAAGCAUAUUGAUAUCAAUGCACAGCCAGUGCCCGUGAACUUUGUCACAUAAUCCCUCCCUGGUGCAAUGUCCACCUCUUUCUUGUUGAGAAACGGUAAGAGGGUGUUUUCGGUAAUCGGCGGGGGGUGCAGAGGAACCGAUGCACUUUCUAGAGUUCAUUUCGUAUCGCGCCGCUUCAUUAUAGAUUUGUCAUACUCCACGCACUUCAUGGAUUUGAAAGGUUCCUCGAUACCGAGCUCCAUGAAAAAGCUGGUCGUAACGAAGCUUAGCCAGAAUUUCAGAGACGCCGUUGCCUUGCAAACUGUUCCAGUCCCGACACCUGGCGACGGGGACUUGCUUGUCAGAAAUCGAUUUGUUGGAAUCAAUGCCUCGGACAUCAACUACUCAGCAGGCCGCUACGACCCUUCGGUGAAGCCACCGUUUGACGCCGGGUUCGAGGGCAUUGGCGAGGUGGUCGGACUCGGCCUGAGUGCCAGCGCCCGCUACACCAUUGGCGACACCGUGGCCUACUUUGCCGAUGGGGCCUUUGCGGAGUACACGGUGAUACCCAUGAUCAAGACCGUACCCGUACCCGCGGUGAAGCCAGAGUUCCUCACCCUGCUGUUAAGCGGUGCCACGGCCUAUAUCGCCAUGAAGCGGCUUGGCGACCUGGUGAAGGGCGAGACGGUGCUGGUGACGGCCGCUGCCGGUGGCACAGGACAGUUUGCUGUGCAGUUCGCCAAACAGGCCGGCUGCCACGUUGUGGGCACCUGCUCCUCCAAUGAGAAGGCUGGCUUCUUAAAGACCAUUGGCUGCGACAGGCCCAUCAACUACACGUCCGAGGACCUGAGCACCACGCUGCGCAAAGAGUACCCACAAGGCCUGGACGUAGUCUACGAGUCCAUAGGUGGCAGAAUGUUUGACAUGGCGGUCAACAAUCUGGCCAAUAAGGGUAGGCUGAUUGUGAUCGGAUUCAUCUCAGCGUACCAAACGGCAUCAGGGGUCCCAACUGUUAAAGGAGGAACUCUGCCCAUGAAGCUGCUCCAGAAGUCAGCUAGCGUGAGGGGGUUCUUCCUACCUCACUUCCUGUCUGACUACAAGGAGGCGAUGGGAAGCAUGAUGCAGAUGUUUGCUAAAGGGAAGCUGGUGUGUGAAGUGGACUGUGGCGACAUGGCCCCCGAGGGCCAUUUCAUGGGACUGGAGUCCGUCUUUAGGGCUGUGGACUACAUGUAUGCUGGGAAAAACGUGGGAAAGGUGGUGGUUGAGGUGACUCCACCCUCACUGGACAGCAAACUGUGAUUUGCCUUAAUGUGAAUGCACUGGAAUUCUCGAAGAAAUCGAAUGUAUGUAUGUACAAUGAAAGGAACAAUGAAAAUACAGAAUCUAAUGCAUGUAUGUACAUUGAAAUGAACAAUGUAAGUAUAUUUGUUGAAGGCAAAUUACCCGAACUGUGACAAUCUACAGUACUCUGAAUUUAAUAUAUUUUUGAACAGUUUAUUUCACCUGAAUAUAUUUAGAUAUUACUAAAAUGUUGUUCUGUGAGAGAACAGUUCCUUGUUUAAUGUUUUAAUGAUUAGCUUUACUUUAUUCAAUAGAAAGUCCCAAUAAAUGGGGAUAAUACUUGUAGAGGGAAGAUUGCUGGUGUAACAUCAGGUUAUCUCAAGAAAAUAAUGCUGUACCCCUCUAGAUCAAAUGCCUCCCUCAUUCUCGUGCUCUCUCACACACACACACUCACUUGUUUCUUUGCUCUGUGCUCAAGACUAGAGCUAACUAAAAUGUAAUCAUAUUAACGUUUGUGUUGACAUAUUAACGUUUGUGUAACUAGACCCAUGUCUGCUUUGACUGUCCACAGCUUACGCAUGAUUACUGCACUCCAGACAAUGUACCAGCAUAUCAGCUGAACUUGUCCCUCUGUUUACACAGCUGAGGACAAUAUUGCAUAAUGAUCACAUUUCGUGUUACCAGUUUAAACCUCUGUCAUUCUUUUGGAAUAUAGGCCUAAGCAUGCCCAGAGCAAUUGACCCGUUUAGUCCCCCCCCAACCCACACACACACACACACACAUACGUACAGCAUGCAUAAACAGAUUACUCAUUCAUAUAAUUAAUACAUUAUCUUAAAUCAACAGAAAAUAUUGCACAUUUCUCUGUAUUGUAGGUGUACAGUAAGUUUUAAAAUGGCUAAUUUUGAGGAGUAAUAACAUGUAAUUAACACUAACUAGAUUACAUUAUUUAUCUUACAUUCUUGAUUUUAGAAUCACAUUUUGUUGUGUUUUGUUUGAGUAAGAUCUGUUAAUACUUGUCAGAACUGAAUGCAGCAUCAGGUGUGCUUGGUAUUUUAUAGCAUGUUUGUGGCUGAUCGAAACAGCGUUCAUAUGAUCCAUCUUUCCAUUCACAUGCCCCAAGCUGACCAUAAUAAAAAAAAAUAUCCAGCUAACCAGAACUUGGGGUUGAAAAUACCAUUCGUUUUUCCCACAAGAAGCAGAAACCCACUUAUAUUGAAUGUAUUGUGGAAUGCCCUCUGAGGUAGGCCUAUGUUUUUCUUUCUUGUUUGUUACCGUGAGGAUAAGGUUCCACUUGAUGUUUUGCAUUCUCUUUAAGCCAAUUCACUAAUUUCAUUUUUUUUGUCAUUUAAAUAUUGAACCCUUUUAAGCUAAAUAUCAUGUUGUCACCUAUAUUAGAGGUGAGGGUAGAUGGGAGACUAGGUGGGAUACAAUCGUCAUGGAAAAAUGCCUUAUCUUAUAUUUUCCAUAUUAAUUCUAAAACUAUUUACAAGUUAAUGUGGGGGUGUUAUUCUGUGGCCUUUUUUUUAAGAAGUGAGAAAAGGUAAUUAAAACAUCUCUAAGACAAUACGUUAUGUAUCAAGCCUAGGAACAAAAAAACAAACACCUGUUUCCACCUGGGAGGGACGUCUGUGUGUUCAUGCACUGUGAACAUGCAAUAUCCUCCUCCAGGUGGCCACUCAAAAAAGAUCUCUGUGUGAAAUACGUUACAGGUGUGACCCCAGCAUGCAAAGCCUCUACCUUCGCCAGGCAGGCAGCUCAGGAAAUCAGAAACAUACCCACCAGCCUGAAGCCAUUUGAACCUGCACCAGUGUGUGUCUCACACACACACACACACACACCCAUAUGUGUUCCAAGAGAGAAGUGGUCUGUGUAAUGCAUACAGUGUAUUUUUGUAGAUUGGUUCUUACUAUCUUUAGUAAAAAAAUAAAAAAUAAAAAAAUUAAGGUCC